CGUUCGACAGCAUGCAGAUCAAUGCACAGAUGAUGAUUAAUGAAGGACACUACGCAUCUGAGGAGAUACAAAUGCGAGCAGGUUUGGUGGAGCAGUUGGAGGAAGCCAUUCAGUUGGCAUGGCAGGAGAAAAGAGUACACCUGGAUGCUGUUGUGCAGCAGCAGCAGUUUAUGAAGGAUGCUCACUCAAUAGAGGCCAUCAGCAUUGCACAGGGGGCAUAUCUAAUCAAUGGAACGAUUCCAACAAAUAUUGAGCAAGUUGAGUCCGCUCUGAAGAGGCAUGAGACUUUUGAGAAAGUGCUGCAAACACAGGAGGAGAAACUGCAUGUGCUUGAAUGUUCAGUGCAGGAUAUGUGCUCACAGAGCCAUUUUGAUGCUGUUCACAUGAUAGAGGUUGUGGAGGAGGCAGUAGGCAGACGUGAUAACGUCAGGCAACUUGCUGACGAAAGGAAACGAAAGCUGUUAGAGGCCCACAAGUAUGCAACUUUUAAACAGGACAUCACUGAGACAUUUAUAUGGAUAAAUGACAAGAGACGGUUUGUGGAAGCUGCAGUGCAGCAGGACAUGGGACAAAACGUCAGCCUUAAGGAAAAGAUGCAGAAGCUGCAGAAACAUCAGACAGUGGAGGCAGAGCUGGCUUCAGCAGAGCCACGUAUACUGCUGCUGAAACAGAAUGGCGAGGAGUUGCUAGCGAUUGCUCAUACGCAGUCUGCAGAAAUUGAGCAUGACCUGAAGGAGCUCAUCACACAGUGGCAGGCACUGAAGAACGCAGCUGAGGGGCAUACCCAGCUGCUAGAGGAGGCACGUGACAUUCUCAACUUCCACAGUGAAGUCAGCCAAGCAGCGGGCUGGAUCCAUGACAAGGCAUUGCAGGUGCGAGCUGGAGAGACAGGGAGAGACUAUGAACACUGUGUAGAACUUCUGCAGAAACUGGAAGAUAGGGAUUCUCCACGUAAAGUGACUAAGGACACCAUCCGGGAAAUCAACGAACUGGCAGAUAAACUGGAACAGCAGAAUCAGUCUGACAGUAUUGAUUUGAAUUCAAAACUGCAGCAACUAAACACAGAUUGGACAGAUCUGCAACUGGCCAGUGUUGACUACAGGGAGAGGCUGGAUGGCGCCCUAGAGGUGCAUGAAUACAUCCGCGACUGCGAUGAAAUGACAGAGAUAAUCAAUGAUAAGGCUGUCACCUUGCAACUGGAAGACUGUGGGAAAGAGUUGCACACUGUUGAGACUCUGCAGCGUAAGCAGGAAAUGACUGAUCAGGGCAUUGAUGCACUGCAUGGCCAGAUCAAGGAUUUAGAAAAGCGAGCAUCUGGUCUUCGCAAGCGGCAUCCAGAAAGCAGUGAAGCCAUCUCAGACAAAGAAACACAGGUCAUUGCAAAGUGGGAUAGCCUUUGUGAGCUUUCUAUGUAUAGACGCCAGCAGUUGGAUGAAUCCAGAAAGCUGCAUAAGUUCUUUUAUGACUUUCGGGAUCUGGAGGAGUGGGCGAAUGACUUACACUCACGCAUGGUGGCAUCAGAUCUUGUGGAUGGGGUUGCUGAGUCUGCAGACCAGCUGCAGCUGCAUCAGGAGCUGAAGAUUGAGCUCGAAGGUCGUGGACUGGAGUUUCUGGGUGUGCAUCGUCAAGGCGAGGAUAUUCUGAAGCAGCAUGAUUUGGUGGCAGGCUCGGAUGUGCGUAAUAGUCUGGAGAAGCUGGAAGAGAUACAGGCAGGCUUGAGUGAGGAGUGGCACGAAACACAAGCAUUGCUCUGUCAAUGCCAUUCAUUUCAGGUAUUCAAGGAGCAUGUUGAUGAGGCUGAAGCAUGGCUUGCUACUAAGGAAGCUUAUCUUAACAAUGAAAACCUGGGAGAGUCUGUGGCUGAUGUUAGGGCGUUAAUGAAGAAGCAUGACGACUUUAAUCGCUCGCUGCAAGCACAAGAGGGAGUGAUCGACCAACUCUGUGAGGAAGCUCAGCAGCUGAUAAAGGAUGGUCAUUAUAAUGCCGUGGCUAUACAAUACAAAUGCGAAAAGGUGACAGAGCGCAGAAAACAUCUCUGGAAUGCUAGUGCCAACAGGAAAAGGAAAUUAGAAAAGGCGAUACAGCUGCAGCAAUACCUGGACAAUGCACAUGAGGUAAGCAGAUGGAUUCAGGAGAAGAUGCAAAUUGCCUGCGAUGAGUCGUACAGAGAUCCUACAAACCUACAGAGCAAGAUACAGAAACAUCAGGCAUUCGAGGCAGAGCUUCUGAGCAAUAGAAACUGCAUCCUUUCUGUCAAACAGGUACAACUGUGAAAUAUUAACGUUAUUUUGGAUUAAUUGCUAUACUCUGGUAAUGAAGGUGCACUGGAAAUGACUCAUCACAAGCUCCAUAAAGCUCACGCUAUUUGCUGUUGGUCCCAGUUAGUAAGAGCAAUUUCUAGUAGGUAACCAUAAUAGAAUCAUCUAUUGCUGACAAGUGCCCAUGCAUGCAUGGGUUUAUGUGCUGCUU
Priapulus caudatus is the source of this 2469-nucleotide messenger RNA. RefSeq names its product spectrin alpha chain, non-erythrocytic 1-like. Lineage: Eukaryota; Metazoa; Priapulida; Priapulimorpha; Priapulimorphida; Priapulidae. The coding region runs from base 12 to 2273 and encodes 753 amino acids. Gene Ontology annotation, molecular function: actin filament binding. The record is from RefSeq and is a predicted model, not a curated record. The transcript is spliced from 17 exons. Gene Ontology annotation, biological process: actin cytoskeleton organization. Gene Ontology annotation, cellular component: cell projection; plasma membrane; cortical actin cytoskeleton.